This is a messenger RNA of Acomys russatus (golden spiny mouse), 1312 nucleotides long. It is a transcript of the gene Pa2g4, whose product is annotated as proliferation-associated 2G4. The record is from RefSeq and is a predicted model, not a curated record. Lineage: Eukaryota; Metazoa; Chordata; Mammalia; Rodentia; Muridae. The transcript is spliced from 11 exons. The coding region runs from base 161 to 1312 and encodes 383 amino acids.
CGCUCGCGGCUUCACGCUCUCUCCGCCCGCCCUCCCGCUCCCUUGCUUGCUCGCGCUCUCCUCGCAGAUCGAAGAGACUCUGGCUACAGCUUGUAGCUGGGAAGGGAGACGGAGGCCCGCGGCUCAGGGAAAGUGAAGCUGCAGUAGUGGUAGUAGCAAGAUGUCGGGUGAAGACGAGCAACAGGAGCAAACUAUCGCCGAGGACCUGGUCGUGACCAAGUAUAAGAUGGGGGGCGACAUCGCCAACCGGGUACUUCGAACUUUGGUGGAAGCUUCUAGCUCAGGUGUGUCGGUACUGAGCCUAUGUGAGAAAGGGGAUGCCAUGAUAAUGGAAGAAACAGGGAAAAUCUUCAAGAAAGAAAAGGAAAUGAAGAAAGGUGUUGCUUUCCCUACCAGCAUUUCGGUAAAUAACUGUGUAUGUCACUUCUCCCCUCUGAAGAGUGACCAGGACUAUAUACUCAAGGAAGGUGACUUGGUAAAAAUAGACCUGGGGGUCCAUGUGGAUGGUUUCAUCGCUAACGUGGCUCACACUUUUGUGACUGGUGUAGCUCAGGGGACCCAGGUAACAGGGCGGAAAGCAGACGUCAUUAAGGCGGCUCACCUUUGUGCCGAAGCUGCCUUACGACUGGUCAAACCUGGAAACCAGAACACACAAGUGACGGAGGCCUGGAACAAAGUUGCUCACUCAUUCAAUUGCACGCCAAUAGAAGGCAUGCUGUCACACCAGUUGAAGCAGCACGUGAUCGACGGGGAGAAAACUAUUAUCCAGAACCCCACAGACCAGCAGAAGAAGGACCAUGAAAAGGCAGAAUUUGAGGUACAUGAAGUUUAUGCUGUGGAUGUCCUCGUCAGCUCAGGAGAAGGCAAGGCCAAAGAUGCAGGACAGAGAACCACCAUUUACAAACGAGACCCCUCUAAACAAUAUGGCCUGAAAAUGAAAACUUCGCGUGCCUUUUUCAGUGAGGUGGAGAGGCGCUUUGAUGCCAUGCCCUUUACUUUAAGAGCUUUUGAAGAUGAGAAGAAGGCGCGAAUGGGUGUGGUGGAGUGUGCCAAGCAUGAGCUGCUACAGCCAUUUAAUGUUCUCUAUGAGAAGGAGGGCGAGUUUGUUGCCCAGUUUAAAUUUACAGUUCUGCUCAUGCCCAACGGCCCCAUGCGGAUAACCAGUGGUCCUUUUGAGCCUGAGCUCUACAAGUCUGCGAUGGAAGUCCAGGACGCAGAGCUGAAGGCUCUUCUCCAGAGUUCUGCAAGUCGAAAAACCCAGAAAAAGAAGAAAAAGAAGGUGUGUGGUGAUCUUGAUGGUGGUGGAGCCUGA